AUGAGACCAGGGAAAAUACAAAGUAAGGGCAUACUGACUCCAUCUACACCAACUCUAUUGAAGAAGAAGAAGAAGUGCGGUGGUCCUACUCCAAGAAGCUCAUCUCCCAUCACUAAAAACAGACAACCAGCAAAGCUGAGUCCAUGUGGAAGUCCCAAUGUAAGCUUAGUACGGGGUGCAGAAUGGAUUGGUACCCCUACGCGUCCUUCGCCGUCCAGAACGUCGGUCCUUCUAACCCCGAGAUGCACUCCUAGUAAACUAGAUUUCAGCUCGAUAGAUAGUGAGACAGAGAGACAUAGUUGUAUGAUUGAACCUAGGAGCUUAAGUUUGGAAUUUGAUGAGUUGGGGGAAGACAGUGACUGAAACAGAGACUACCUUGACCACAUCCAGGAUUAUGAAUAUUCAUGAGAAAGCCAACAAAAUGAGGCUGUAAAGCAUUGACAGAUACAGUGUUGAAUAAUUCAUGAGACCUUAUGGGUUGUGUGGUCUAGCCUUGGACUUGUGAACAUGAGGUCAAGAGUUCAAAUCCCUGCUCGGACAUUAUCUCCACUUUAUUAAACCAGACUGGGCUGAGAGUAAUUCAUUUCAUCUAUAACUGAUUAACUGAGACAUUGUGGCCCAUGUUCUAAAUUCUGGUUAACUAAAAAAUGGUCAGGGGCCCGUUGCAUAAUACUUUUGCCAUAAAAAACCCUUGCAAAUAAACAAAAACUCUGGCUAACAAAACUAUGCAAUUGAAAAUUACACGUUUUUUUCAUGGCGAAAGGUUUUAUGCAACCGGCCCCUGAUGUUGUGGUUUAACUAUGGAGAGCCAAACAUUACACGAUUAUAUGACAUGGCAGGCUCACAUUAUCAGCUCAUUUUACACUCAAAUCAUUCGUAACUGUUUUGCAAUGAUACUCAAAAUAGCUUUCUUCAUUAUUAUUAUUUUAUUCGGCACUUAAAGAUAAAUUCCAGUUGUGGGAACGAUCUCAAAAUGAUUUUUUACAGAAUUUAAUGUAAUGAUCACCAAAGUGUCUGCUUGUAUGAAUAAAAAAUAUGUGCCAAAGGAUUCUGGAAGAAAUUGUGUAAUUGCUGAGAAAUAAGCAAAAUAAGCGCGGAUUCUGUCAUUUCCGUCGGGUCUUUAUUCCAGCAAUAAUAAUACACUGUCCCACGUGUGCCUAUCUGUGUUGGCGAUCUUCAGUGUGAUCGUUUUUAGCUAGAUAUUAUGAUUUCACAAAGUUCAGUUUAUGUAACUGUACCAGAUCUAGAUCCACGAUGAUAUAUCAAUACUUUACCUUGGUUUUACAGACUUUCUCACGAAAUCAGUGUUUUACUGCAACUACGUUCAUUUAGCUUUAAUAAAAAACAAGACAGCAUGUACAAUGCAAGAUUGAGAAAUAGUACAAAAAAUACAAAUAUUCUUUAGACCCUUUCUCACCCAACCAGGUAGCCUGGGUAGGAAAUAGGUCAACUUAAUGGCCAUGACCCACAGGCCUCCCCUCCCACACCUGAUUGGGUGAACAAAGAUCAUUACAUACAAUAGAGUUACAAAAUGGAAUAACAUGAUGAUAGUAUAAAACAGGUAGGUUGCACAAAAAAGGAACCAACUUAUGAUUAACAACCAUAGAAAGCCAGGAGGAACAAAUAUUUGAUUAAAAUAAAUUGAUCCAGAAUUAGGGAACAGUUGAAAUCAGCAUUAAAGCGUGAGGGUACAACGAAAGAAAUAUAGAACCAUACAAUGUAAACAACAUUUUGACAUGUUUCAGAUUCCCAUAAAUGUAGCACAGAGUUAAAUCAUGGUCUAAGUUGAAAUGGACCCCAGAAUAAGCCAGUUCGGAGUUCCAUUCUGCUCAUGAUCAGAUGAAGGUCAGUUGUACUAAAGUGACAUGGUGGUUUAAUAUUUAAUGAACUAUAAGCAUCAACUUUGAUGUCUUGAUUAUUCAUAUAUUGUAAAUAAAGAGGCUUAAAUAGGAGGAAAUUAUAAUUUGUAAACAAAUUUUCGGCAUUACUCCUACGUGUUCAAGAUCGCACGCUCAAUCUGUAAUGAAAAUCAUAAGUCAGAAAAAAUUGGAACACGGUGGGAUUCGAACCUGCCAUCUACUGCUUUCCGGGCAGCGACUUACCCACCAGGCUAUUCUGGUUCACGGCUAAAUCACGAUGAACUGGAAUUUUGUCUGACUUAUGAUUUUCAUUACAGAUCGAGCAUGCAAUCUAAAACACAUAGGAGUAAUGCCAAAAAUUUGUUUACAAAUUAUUCAUAUAUUCUUUUGAAUUGCGUUUUUCAUUAGAUCCACACAACACGUUGAUCCGUCAACUAUAGCGACUGGUAUUACACAGUUGGCCAAGUACAUUCUUAUAAGAACAUGCUAAUGCAUUCAAAGUAGAAACGCAACAAAACCUUCAUAGAGUGUCCAUUGCUGUGCUAUUCUAGUCACCUGGGGCCCGUUCCAUAAAGCUGUUCGUAAAAUAUGAAUGACUUUACGCAAGACCGGUGAC
This is a messenger RNA of Lytechinus pictus (painted urchin), 2475 nucleotides long. RefSeq lists its product as uncharacterized. The transcript is spliced from 4 exons. The coding region runs from base 1 to 363 and encodes 120 amino acids. The record is from RefSeq and is a predicted model, not a curated record. Lineage: Eukaryota; Metazoa; Echinodermata; Echinoidea; Temnopleuroida; Toxopneustidae.